AUGCCCUCAAUUGAUGCUGAUACGCCCCUUCCCUCAACUGAGGGUAUCGCGGAAACCAACUCCAGUCCACCUUCCAACAGACACCGCACUCCUUCCGUCUCUCUUACCCCUCCUGGCGGGACCAGGGAAGAGUCUCAUGGGCUCACAUCUGCCAUCAGCAACAUUCGUCUCUCCGACAUAAAUGGACACGCAUCUCUCUCCCCAGAACCAAGGCGUUCCAGGAAUGGCACACCACGAAGACGGCGUUCAAGCACUGGUGCUGUUCAACAGCAUGAUGUUGCCGACGAAGAACUCCCCGAUGAUGCAUUCCACUCCCCCGAAUUCCAAGGGGCCUUUCGAGAUGCAAAGCAGCUUAUGUCCAACAUUCAGUCCGUGCUGGGAAGCUCAAAUGUCCACGAAGGGUCCGAGUCAACCAUGCGAAAACUUCACGAAGAGGCUGGUAAGCUCGCUGCGUUUGAGUACCCAGCAACUCGUACCGUUGGAUUCGUCGGAGAUUCUGGCGUUGGCAAAAGUAGUCUGCUCAAUUCACUACUCGAUACGAAAGGGCUUGCAAGGACUAGCAACAAUGGAGAAGCCUGCACAUGCGUUGUGACAGAGUACCAUUAUCACAAUCGCGACACGCUUGACAUCCGAGUCAAUCUGUUCUCGAUGGAGGAACUCCAAGAUCAACUCGGUAGACUGCUUCAGGUUUAUCGCACGUUUGAACUUCAUCAGGAUGAGAUUACUGAUGCCGCUGAGCGUCAAGACAUGGAGGCAAAUGCCAAAGUGGCCAAGGAUACGUUUCAAGCCAUGUUUCGUGGCCGACUGGUUGAUGAGGCAUUCCUGAUUCGUGAGAAUUAUGAGGAUGUCCUCAAUCGGCUAACUAGUUGGGCAGCUGAUGCCCGGCCUUCACCCUUGAUGACUCUUCAUACCGGCCUCUCGACGCAAGCUUGUUCCAACACAUUGAUGGAGCUCUCUUCUGAACCGGCAUCAAGAGAUUCUCCAGCGACGUGGCCCUACAUUCGAAGCAUCAAGGUCUUUUUGAAUGCGCAUAUCCUCAGCCGAGGCUUGAUUCUUGUAGAUCUUCCCGGCCUUCGCGAUCUCAACUCUGCUCGAAGAAUCAUCACCGAACGCUAUCUCCUGGAGUGCAACGAGAUCUUUGCAAUCUGCAACAUUGGUCGUGCGGCUACUGACGAGGGUGUUCAUCAAGUUUUUGACUUGGCGGACCGUGCUCGUCUAUCGAAUGUCGGCAUUGUCUGUACUAGAUCUGAUGACAUCGACCCCGAAGAGUCAAUUCGAGAUUGGCCAGGCAGAAGGGCAAGGCGCAUUGAGCAGUUACUGGAGCAUAUUGAAGCGACCACAAAGGAAAUCGAGGAACUACAGGAAGAUAUUGACGACUACGAGGCGAGCGAUCUAUCGGAACAGGAAAGACAGGAACUUGCGGAAUGCCGGGGAGAUCAACGACAAGCAAGCAUACGCAAACAGAACUACGAGUUUGAACUCAAACAAUAUCUGAUCACAACCCGUAAUCAGAUCAUCACCGACUCACUCAACACCACCUACGCCGGCCGCGUGACACCCUCCAGAGUCUUUUGCGUGAGCAACACAAUCUACUGGCAAAACAGAACUGCCAAAAAGUCAGAGGCCAAACGACAUCUCGACCUCAGUGGCAUCCUGCAAGUCCGAAAACAUUGCAUCUCGAUUGUCGCAAACAGCCAACGACGCAUCGCUACACAAUACAUGAAAGACCAGAUCCCUGCGUUGCUUGCAGACAUUGAGCUAUGGGUCCAAUCCGGAGCCCGCACUGCGAGUGAAGAACGUCGUGAGGCACUCUGCCAAACUCUCGAUAGUGUUGAGCGUCGUCUGAGGAAGGACUUUGCAUCGCGCGCUUUUAGUCGUCUAGCAAGAGGAUACAACGAAGACUUUGCAGAAUACAUUUGGAACAAUCGACAUAUUUCUUCAUGGAGCCGGUCAGCCAAAGGCGCAAGCCAGGAUUGGGCAGGGUGGCAUCACAGUUCUUAUUCCGCAUUCUGUCGGAACUUUGGGGACUAUUGCACUCCUGCGAUCGGAUCACGAAAUUGGAACGAGGAGGCUAUGGAUGAUAUGGUUACUGAUCUUGAAGGGCCUUGGGAGGACAUGUGUGGCACUAUACAGGAGAGGCAGUCGAGUAUGCUUCAGAAUGCGGACGAAUUCGCAGACAUGGCUAUUGAGAGACUUGAGGAGCAUGAUUCCGUCAAUUCCUUGACUCAAGCUCUUGAAAACCGUCAGAGUAUAUUCCUGGCUGCUAUUGAAAAGGUCAAUGACGACUUUGACAACAGCCUCAGGAUCCUCCGCGUCGAGUCGCUUUCCGCCCUUCGAAGUUCACUCUUCGGAAAAGCGAUGGAACCAUUCUACAACAAAUGCAAUGCCGAAUUCGGCCGUGGAAGUGAUGCCCGUCGCAAGGCAAUCAUCAGAGGAGCAUUGAGCGACGAAGACUUGUUCCAAAAACUCAUGAUAAGUCUCAAAGAUAGUUUCAAGGCCAAUUCAGAGGCCACUCAGGAGAAGAUACAGGAAGCGAUUGUGGAGUAUCUGCGCGUUGUUGAGCAACGGUUUGACCUCGUGCGGAGUGAGAACGUCGCUCGAGAAAGCGAGCAGGAUCCAGACUUUCGACUUCGCGUUGAGCAAGUCGCGCGAGCUGGAAGGGAGACUAUGCAGAGGGUUCAUCAAGUUAUCUGA
Messenger RNA from Fusarium verticillioides 7600, 2694 nucleotides. RefSeq lists its product as hypothetical. NCBI's taxonomy places the organism in Eukaryota, Fungi, Ascomycota, Sordariomycetes, Hypocreales, Nectriaceae. The coding region runs from base 1 to 2694 and encodes 897 amino acids. The transcript is spliced from 15 exons. The record is from RefSeq and is a predicted model, not a curated record.